Molecule: messenger RNA, 552 nt
Organism: Dichomitus squalens LYAD-421 SS1
Lineage: Eukaryota; Fungi; Basidiomycota; Agaricomycetes; Polyporales; Polyporaceae
Product: Cupredoxin
Exons: 6
Coding region: 1-552 (183 amino acids)
Molecular function (GO): oxidoreductase activity; copper ion binding
Source: RefSeq, a predicted model, not a curated record
AUGGCUCGCCUUCUGAAUGGAACACUAGCGACCUUGCUCCCGUCGGUGGUGGUCCCGCGCCCGAUGCUGUCUUGCCCGGGAGCGUGGCCUCAUGACCCUCAACAGUCAAGUUCGGACCCGGUGUUCGCGUACUGCAUCUCGAAGUUCCCCGCAUUCAUAAACAACACCUCCUGGGAGCCACUCAAGGGCAUUGCGAGUCUCUUCUCGCACCUGGGCAACGUGACGACAGACGGCUCCGCGACCUUCGCGGACUCGCCGCUGAUCACGACGGUCGACGAGCAGCAUGUCGUCCAGAUGGUGAUUGACAAUCUAGACGACGGCGACCACCCGUUCCACCUCCAUGGCCAGAAGUUCUGGAUCGUCGGCCAGGGUGACGGGCGCUUCCAGGGCCAGACGAUCAACAACACGCUGCCUAUGCUGCGCGAUACGCUGGUCAUCCCCGCGUACACGCACGCCGUCCUGCGGUUCACCGGCGACAACCCGGGCUUCUGGGCCUUCCACUGUCACAUCCAGUGGCAUAUGUGCGCCGGUCAUACUGUCGCAAUCUGGUGA